Filobasidium floriforme is the source of this 2099-nucleotide messenger RNA. Its product is annotated as hexose transporter. NCBI's taxonomy places the organism in Eukaryota, Fungi, Basidiomycota, Tremellomycetes, Filobasidiales, Filobasidiaceae. Gene Ontology annotation, molecular function: carbohydrate:proton symporter activity. The coding region runs from base 296 to 1921 and encodes 541 amino acids. The record is from RefSeq and is a predicted model, not a curated record. Gene Ontology annotation, cellular component: membrane. The transcript has 6 exons. Gene Ontology annotation, biological process: transmembrane transport; carbohydrate transport.
CGAUUUCGCCCUGCUAACUCGCCUUUCUUGGUGCCCCUUCUCUGUCCUCCUGCCUCGCUUUUCCGGGGCUCGUCGGGGAUGAACGCCGAAGAAGGUAUGGGACGCCUCCCUCGACUCGAUCGAGCAACAACCUCGAGUGGGAUAUAUAGCUCGCUGUCUGGGACCCCGGUGGCCAUCAGUCCUGGUCUGUACAAAUCGCUUCUCAGUCACUCUUCUCAGCUUGAAAGGCAUCGCCCGCCAGACACGACAAACCCCGACCUACCGCUACAACCUCUACGAAGACCCGACGAACACGAUGACGGGAACUGGCGCCGUUAACACUUCCGGCCCGAACGCCAACCUCGACUCGCUCCUCAGCGGACGAGACAUCAAAUGGUACAAGGGUCGACAGGCACUCUUGACCCUCAUGAUCGGCUUGGUCCUCUUGACCUCGAUGACGAACGGAUACGAUGGUUCCAUGAUGAACGGUCUCCAGACCGUGGAGAACUGGCAGAUCUACUUUAACCGACCGACCGGAUCCCUUCUGGGUAUCUUCAACGCCUGUCAAUCGAUAGGAGGUAUCGCCGGUCUGCCCUUCUCCGCCUAUGUUGCCGACAAGUUCGGACGACGAGCUGCCAUCUUCUUUGGUUCUUGCAUCAUGUUGGCCGGAGUCGCCAUCCAGACCGCUGCGCAGUCCAUCGGAAUGUUCAUUGGUGCCCGAACCCUCAUCGGAUUCGGUCUCACUUUCGCCUGUACCGCCGCUCCUCUCUUGAUCACCGAGUUGGCGUUCCCUACCUACCGUGGACCCUUGACCUCGCUGUACAACUCUUCCUGGUACCUCGGUUCCAUCGUCGCCGCCUGGGCUACCUACGGAACUUUCCGAAUCAACAACACUUGGUCUUGGCGAAUCCCCUCCCUCUUGCAGGGACUCCCUUCCAUGAUCCAGGUCAUCCUCAUCUUCAUGAUCCCCGAAUCGCCUCGAUGGAACAUCAACAACGGAAAGGAACAGCGUGCUAUGGAUUUCUUCGUCAAAUGGCACUGUGCCGGAGACGCUUCGGACCCUCUCGCCAAGUACGAAUUCGACGAGUGCAAGGCCGCCAUCGAGCUUGAGAAGGAGGCUUCGCAAAGCUCUACCUGGCUCAGCUUGUUCAAGGGCAGGGGUAACCUGAAGAGGAUGAGGAUCAUUAUCGCCAUCGCCUUCUUCUCCCAGUGGUCCGGUAACGGUCUCGUCUCUUACUACUUGAACUCGGUCCUCAUCUCUGUCGGUGUCGCCAAGGCCGAGACCCGAACCCUCAUCAACGGAAUCUUGCAACUCACCAACUACGCCACUGCCAUCUUCGGUGCCAUGAUGGUCGACCGACUCGGACGACGAUUCUUGUUCUUGGCCAGUACCAUCGGAAUGACCGUUUUCUUCACUCUCUGUACCGCCUGUGCCGGUGUAUACAACACUUCUUCCGUCGUCUCGGUCACCGAGGACGGCACUACCUUGCACUCUGCCACCGGUGCCGGUCGUGCUUUCAUCGCCUUCAUCUUCAUCUACUACGCCUUCUACAACUUGGCCAUGUCCCCCUUGCUCGUCGCCUACACCGUCGAGAUCUUGCCCUUCCGAAUCCGAGCCAAGGGUUUGGUCAUCAUGAACUUGGCCGUCAACAUCACCCUCGUCUUUAACCAAUACGUCAACCCCGUCGCUCUCGGUGCCAUCGAGUGGAAGUACUACAUCGUCUACUGUGUCUUCUUGCUCUUCGAGGUCGUCUUCAUCUACUUCUACUUGGUCGAGACUUUCCGACAACCGUCUUUGGAGGCCAUCGCUGCCAUCUUCGACGGAGACGAGAAGGUCGAGCAAUUGCACGACAGGACCGUCGAGGAGCUGGCUCACGACCCUUCGUACGACGAGAAGAAGCAGGGCGACGUCGACCACCUCGAGCACAAGAACCUCGCCUAAGCGGAUGGAGGAAUGAAGGGUACUUGGCUAUAUGCCGAGUAAAGUGGGGUUGCGGGUGGAUUAGCUGAAUGCGGAGUCCGCUUUCGAGCUAGUCACAAAUAGGAAAUGUAAUUUGUACUCUAAUCACCUUUGUUAUUAUUUUCCACCGAGUUGUUUUAUGGGAUACUAUGUUCUUUGA